CUCUACUAUCGGUGUAUGGAUCGAUGUUGCUCAAAAAGUAGACUUGACAUUGUUUGAUGAUCAUCAUUUUUCAAAAGUGAGAAGAAUAUAAGCAACAUACGAUCGUAGAGAAGGUUCAUUAGAGACGGAUCGAGGGUUGAAUGCUCAAUUCUACAGAGGAAAUACAUGUCUGAAACAAGUGACAUCAGCUAUAGCUGCCGUAUGUCUUCAAGUUCAACACCAUCACGAAUCUGAUAAUAAUGGAAACAAGAAUGGCUUUCCGAAUAACACAACGAAUAUGGCUCGUCAUUGUCAUCAUUGCCUUCAUGGCGACAAUGGUCCGCACAGAGUCUGAAAUACCCGAGAACAAGGUAAUAGUCGAUAUCAGACCUGUUUUUCUUCGAGGAUACGAUGGGAUGCUACAAUGCCGAUUCAACGGUGCACCGUUGGCUGUUUUCUGGCUUAAAGGAGCUGAUUUGACGACAGGUACAAACCUGGUCACGUGGUACCCACCUCCACGUGUUGUCAGUGGGUCAGGUUACGUGUCUGGCAAGUACAACCUUACCGAAGACUUCUCCCUGGUGAUCCAUAAUGUCACGGACGAUGAUGCAGGACGAUACAUAUGCAGGAUCUCCAACUUCAAUGGAUUCAUUCUCCGGAACUACACAGAGGCAACGGUUAAAACCCCACCCCAAGACCCCUUCCCAACUAUAGACCAAUGCCCAACAGGAGCAGACGGCAGGGGAACAGAAUCAUGCAUCCUCACACAAGAGACAGGUGCGGACUCUACCGAACUGACAUGCCGAACGAUGGGAGCGCCCAGAGGUGUGGUCUCACUGUCUUGGACCCUAGGGGGCACAACCGUCCCCCUCCAGGCACCCCAAAGAUCAACCAACCCUGACGGCUUGACAGAGGAUGUGACUGUGGCUAUCGACGCAACGCCAAGCGCUGAUCCUUACGUCUGUGUCGCCAUCCUGCCCACCACUACACGAAGACAGGCAAUCACGAGCGUCACUGUGAAUACAGCACCAAUUGUAACAACCAUUGAAGCCGUCACGACAAAGAAUUACACAGUCUUCCCUCCCAAACCUACCAACAAACCCAAGACAGUGAUUAUCAUCUCCACCGUAUGUGCCUUAUCCGUGAUAAUCCUCAUCAUAAUACUUGCAGUCUUCAUUUGGAGAGGAAGAAAGAACAUUUGUAAGUGGUUGAAGUCAUCUCAGACAAAAAAUAAAGGGCCUGUUUCAUAUUUGGAACUUUGGGAGCUUGUCGAAAUGUGCAACAUUGUUGAAGCGGACGGUAUCGUGAACAAGCUGGUGGGGCCCGAAAGAGAAUCAGAACAUCACCCCGAGCGCUCACAGGCAGACCUGUACAGCGAAUUAUGUGAAUGGAAGGAUAAAUGCACAGGAGAUGUCAGGACGCGGCUAUAUGCAGCCAUAGAGGAUCCAGAGAAAAUUAAAGAUUUCCGUGCCCGUACAGACAAGAUGGUCUCUCUUGACGACCAUGAUUUGGAACACAUUUGCUGGCACGUCCAGAGUUGCAAGGAGACAGUAAAGCAACCAUCGUCCCGAGGGAUAUGGUGCUGUCGGAAACUGCAAACAAACCAACAUGCAGGUGAUAGCUAUGAACGAACACCGAUGUAUACUGCAGGAUCAGAAGAUGUAGACCUGGGAGCAGAAACACUGCCACCAAACCGAAUGGUUCAAGCUUGCCUGGCGUUAGAGGAAGCAGGGCGACGGGCAAAUGAAAGUGAUAAGCUUGUGUAUCACCAACUGGCCAAGACAUUCUUCCAGAUCCAUGAUAAGUACAAGAGCGAACUGACAGACGAGGUCUUAAAGGAGUUUGCUCUCAGUAUCACCAAGCGACACUGUCAGAAACUUGGAAACACCUUGAAAGUUUCUGAAGACGCCAUAGCUGCCAGGAAUAAAGAAGACCUCGAGAUGUUCAGGACGAACGGCAUGCUCAAAGAGUGGGUGAUGGAUCAAAAGUGCAGUAACUACGAAAUCAGGCGCAAAUUGAGACAAGCGGCAGAACAGUGCAACCGCCAGGAUAUCGCAGGUAAUUUCAUCAGCAAAGAACAGAGUGAAGUCAUGAUAUCAACCACGAAAAUGCCAGCAUGUGUGACGAUUACAAAUGAAAAACAGAGUUCUGGAGCCAGUGCAUCUGGAAGCAGUGAGUAA
Messenger RNA from Strongylocentrotus purpuratus (purple sea urchin), 2159 nucleotides. RefSeq lists its product as uncharacterized. The coding region runs from base 240 to 2159 and encodes 639 amino acids. Lineage: Eukaryota; Metazoa; Echinodermata; Echinoidea; Camarodonta; Strongylocentrotidae. The transcript is spliced from 12 exons. The record is from RefSeq and is a predicted model, not a curated record. Gene Ontology annotation, cellular component: plasma membrane.